GACCAGAAAGUAGAGAGAGAGAUAAGAGAGAAGGAAAGAAGGAAAAGAAAAGAAAAGAAAAAGGCAAUACACAAAAACUAGUAGUAAUAAACACAGAAGAGUUAUUGAGUUGGUUCAAUCACACACACUGGUUUAGAAAGGAGCCACCUUUAUCUUCUUUCUUGGUUCAAUGAAGGAAAACAAGAAUCAGAGGAAAGAAGGGGAAUUUGCAUUGGCAAGGUUCAGUAACUGACUGCAAUACAUGGAAUAAAGGGGCUGUAAUCAGUAAUCACACUGCUUGUUGUUUUUGAUUUGUAGGGUAAGAGAGAUUAGGGCUGAGAAGAUUUUAGUUGCAUCCGUUUUGGAUGUUGAUGAACUGGUGGUAAUCAGGGUUGAAAUGAGGGAUGUUAUCGAGGUUGAUAAAUUUCCUGAAGGCCUGUUGGCGACCGUCGUCUGAUGCCCAUGUGCAUUCGGGUUCUGAAGCUGCUGGGAGGCAAGAUGGGCUUCUUUGGUACAAGGAUUGCGGGCAGCAUCUUAUUGGGGAUUUCUCGAUGGCCGUUGUGCAGGCCAACAAUUUGCUAGAGGAUCAAAGCCAGAUUGAGUCUGGUUCUUUGAGCUUGCUUGAUUCUGGCCCGUUUGGAACGUUUGUAGGAAUAUACGAUGGCCAUGGAGGACCAGAAACGUCCCGCUACAUCAAUGAUCAUCUUUUUCAAAAUCUCAAGACAGGGUUUUCAGCAGAGCAAAACGCGAUGUCAGUGGAUGUAAUUCGGAAAGCAUUUCAGGCAACAGAAGAGGGGUUUCUUUCGUUGGUUGCCAAACAGUGGCCAAUGAACCCGCAGAUGGCUGCUGUAGGAUCUUGCUGCCUUGUCGGGAUUGUUUGCGACGGGACCCUUUACAUUGCUAAUCUCGGAGAUUCACGCGCUGUCAUGGGGAGGCUUGUGAAGGCAACGGGGGAGGUUCUCGCCAUCCAACUUUCGACUGAGCAUAACGCGAGUAUAGAGUCUAUUCGACAGGAGCUGCAUUCAAUGCAUCCCGAUGAUUCACAGAUUGUUGUUCUGAAGCAUAAUGUAUGGCGGGUUAAGGGCUUGAUACAGGUUUCUAGGUCCAUUGGCGAUUUAUACCUCAAAAAGGCUGAGUACAACAAGGAGCCUUUGUACGCCAAAUUUCGCUUGCGGGAGCCCUUUGACAGGCCGAUAUUGAGCUCAGAGCCGUCGAUUUCGGUGCACGAACUUGAGCCGCAUGACCAAUUUCUCAUAUUUGCAUCUGAUGGUCUCUGGGAACACCUCAGCAAUCAAGAGGCGGUUGAUAUUGUACAGAAUGGCACUCGAAAUGGAAGUGCUCGUAGGCUCGUGAAAGCUGCGCUGCAAGAAGCAGCGAAGAAACGAGAGAUGAGGUACUCUGAUCUGAAGAAGAUAGACCGGGGGGUGCGCAGGCACUUCCAUGACGACAUCACCGUGGUAGUUUUGUUCCUGGACUCGAGCCUCGUGAGUAGAGCCAGUUCGCUAAGAGGCCCGACGCUAUCCGUGAGAGGCGGGGGGUUCACCCUGCCGGCAAAAUCCUUGGCUCCUUGUGGUGCUGCUGUGGCAACGGGGCUCGGGGCAUCCUAGACAGAAAAACAACAAAAAACCUUUUCCUAUGUGGUAUACAACACCCCUUUUCAGUGUCCUUUGUAACAUCCGUGUUUUGGUUAGUUAAUCAAAAGAAGAAGAAAAAAAAAAAAAAACUAGAGAAGGUCGCAACUAAUCUUAAUUCUUUUGUUGUAAAAUGUAAUGCUUUUUUAGCUUUGGAACCGCGGCGUCUUCUUUAGUGUCUCAUCACCCAAAGUUGAAUGAUAUAAUAGAGAUUUCUUGAGAUAGAGAUGCUUAA
This is a messenger RNA of Ipomoea triloba (trilobed morning glory), 1845 nucleotides long. Its product is annotated as probable protein phosphatase 2C 60. NCBI's taxonomy places the organism in Eukaryota, Viridiplantae, Streptophyta, Magnoliopsida, Solanales, Convolvulaceae. The record is from RefSeq and is a predicted model, not a curated record. Gene Ontology annotation, molecular function: cation binding; protein serine/threonine phosphatase activity. Gene Ontology annotation, biological process: protein dephosphorylation. The transcript has 6 exons. The coding region runs from base 384 to 1586 and encodes 400 amino acids.